Messenger RNA from Erythranthe guttata (spotted monkey flower), 1929 nucleotides. The record is from RefSeq and is a predicted model, not a curated record. NCBI's taxonomy places the organism in Eukaryota, Viridiplantae, Streptophyta, Magnoliopsida, Lamiales, Phrymaceae.
AAAUUAUUAAAUAAAGAAUGGACUAAAUAUUUUACUCCAAAGUUCCCGAAUUCAAAGUAAUGAUCCGUUGAGACAAAGCUUCCCUCCCUUGCUCAGGUGACUUCUCUCUGUACUAAGGUUUUCAAAAACUCACCAUUAAACCCUAAACCCACCAAUUUCUCGCCCUCAACCUUCGAAAUUCCCGCAAUCAACGUUCAGUUCACGCAAGUUCGUCGAUUUUCCGACACAAUGAACCCCCAAAUUCAAAAUAAGGAAGCCAUGUUGAAAGAAUCCAUCAACCACUUUUUAACUUCAUACCAGAGCGGCAGCACUGAUUACUCCUCUUUCGAGUCGAUUUUCUUCCGUUUAAUCCAAACAAUGCUCGAUCCGCCUCUCGAAAUCACUUGGUUUUACUCUGCCGUCACUUAUCACGCAGCUAAAUUGAGCUCGCGGAACAACCCUUCAACCAGAGUGCUGAUAGCUAAAGAUUUGCUCAACUUGCUGAUUUCCUGUUCUAAUCUGAGUAGUCCAUUGAAGAAGAUCGGGAUGCUUGCUCCCGUUGUAUAUGAGCUGUACGAUAUUGUGCGUGAUAGUAGGAAUAGUGGGCUGUGUGUGGAUAUGGAGGUUGAGAAAUUGGUGGAGAAUACGGUUAGUUGUGUUAUGAUGUCUGCUAGGGUUUAUGGUUAUGCAAACGAAGAUGCUAAAUUCGAUAGUGCAUUGGUUUGUUUUGAGGAUUUGGUUCGGGUUUGGACGAUUGAUAGAGGUGGGCGGGGUUGUAAAUUUGGGGAAAAUUUGAGGGUCUUUUUUCCUCUUUUGAGUGACGGAAUUUGGAAAGGGUUGAAUGGGAAGUGUGGAAUAGGGGAAUUGGUUGGGAUCGUUCUGUGUGAAGUGUUCUUUCUGAAGCUGUAUCUCAGCUUUGGUUCGGGAAUGUCUACGGAGGACUUUCUAGAACGUACGAAAGAUCAAGCGGUUCAAACUAUCAAGGGGUUCCAAAAUAGCUAUUUUUUGGAUAUGCUCCUCAAAAUGCUGUUGGAGCCCAGCUUGCCUCUUGCAGCCUUACUGAGUUCUGAGGAAGAAAUUCUUCUGCAUAAGGUGUUGCUCGAUGCUGUUUUAUUGGUGGAAUACUCGUUUUAUCCCGGACAAUGGGUCCAAUCAUGCGACAGCCGCUCUAAAAAGCUGGCUAUGUUAUGGGUGUUAGUUUCUGAACGAGCCAUUCAAUUUGCCAGGGAUAAAGUCGAUCUUAGCAGAGCCAGUUCUUACCUGAAUGCUUUCCGCGAAUCCCAGUUUGUUGCUGAGUUAAUAAAGUGGGCCAGCAUUGAAGCCACAAGGGUAAACCAAAUGACCAUACCCGACGUGCAAACUCCUAAAGCUCUAAUCAAGUGGUUAUUGGUCCUUGAACAUCAAGGACUUCGAGUAUUUGAACACAAAGUAGUGUCACGCCAUGCAAAAGCACUAGUAGGCAUGCCUAUAGUGGAGAGUGAGCCGCCUCUAAAUCAGAAUAUCCUCGUUCGAAAUGAAAUUGAUUUAAACGUGGACCAAGAAAUGGAUGACCUGUCAAACGGUGGAUUUCCAGCUACUUUCUGCUUGAUGGGCAAGACAAUCGAAAUGGGGCGAAAACGGAAAGAGGUUGUGAGUGUUCUGCAAGAAUCGAGGAUCAAGCAGGUCAAGCUUGAACUCUUUGGAAGUUCGGACGAUGAAACAAUUUUACCUCUCUCUAUGGACAAUGGAUUGCAGAGCGGGGGUGCGGCCGAAAAUGUGGGCCCCGAUGAUGAUAUGGAACUCAACGGGUGAUGCGGGAAACGAGCUGUUCUAUUUUUAUUAUUAUUAUUAUUAUUAUUAUUAUUAUUAAUGUGUUAUUUUGUGAUUACAAUGACAAUGGAUUGCAUACAACUAUGUGUGUGAUUCGAAAAAAAGUUGCUAAAACUUAAAAAAAAUGUUGCUUUCUUCACA